Messenger RNA from Schistocerca piceifrons (Central American locust), 3097 nucleotides. RefSeq names its product aromatic-L-amino-acid decarboxylase-like. The record is from RefSeq and is a predicted model, not a curated record. Lineage: Eukaryota; Metazoa; Arthropoda; Insecta; Orthoptera; Acrididae. Gene Ontology annotation, molecular function: pyridoxal phosphate binding; aromatic-L-amino-acid decarboxylase activity. Gene Ontology annotation, biological process: amino acid metabolic process; catecholamine metabolic process. Bases 74 to 1540 code for a protein of 488 amino acids. The transcript has 12 exons.
CCCGCGGCGGAAGUGCCGCCGCAGACCGACUGUCCACUCCCGACGCGACAACGACGACGACGCUGGGCCAGCCAUGGACGCCGAGCAGUUCAGAGAGUUCGCCAAAGCCACCGUCGACUACGUCGCCGACUACUUGGAGAACAUCCGGGACAGGCCUGUGUUACCUGAUGUUACACCUGGUUUCAUGAGUAAGCUGCUACCAUCUGAGGCACCAUAUGAACCAGACACAUGGCAAGAUGUCAUACAUGAUGUAGAGCAUGUCAUUAUGCCUGGAGUUACACAUUGGCAGUCUCCAAGUUUCCAUGCAUUUUAUCCAACAGCAGUUUCCUACCCUGCAAUUGUGGGAGAAAUUCUGAGCGCUGCAAUUUCUGGUGUUGGAUUUAGCUGGAUUGCAAAUCCAGCUAGCACUGAACUUGAGGUAAUAGUCAUAGACUGGCUAGGAAAAAUGUUGGGUUUGCCAUCAGAAUUUCUACCAUCAUCUGAUGGGCCAGGAGGUGGUGUCAUACAGGGUUCUGCGAGUGAGACUACACUCAUUGGUCUGCUGGUGGCAAGAGAGACUGCAGUGCGUAAAGCUAAAGCCCUCAACCCACACUUAAAUGAAGCUGAAUUAAGAGGAAAAUUCGUUGCUUACAGCUCUAAUCAGAGUAAUUCAUCAGUGGAAAAAGCUGGCCUCCUGGCAGCUGUUCCAAUGAAGUUACUUCCAUCAGACAACAAAUGUCGAAUGCGAGGAAACACACUUUUGAAACAAAUACGUGAAGAUCGUGCUAAUGGUCUCAUCCCAAUAUAUGUUGUAGCAACCUUUGGAACAACAGGAACUUGUGCCUUUGACCCAGCUGAUGAACUUGGACCCAUAUGCAAUGAAGAAGGCAUAUGGCUUCACAUAGAUGCUGCAUAUGCAGGUGCUGCCCUAGUUUGUCCUGAGUUCAGGCAUUUAAUGUCAGGAAUUCACUAUGCAGAUUCUUUCAACUUCAACCCACAUAAAUGGAUGCUUACUAACUUUGACUGUUCUGCUAUGUGGUUGAAGGAUGCAACAGAACUUAGCAAGAGUUUCUGUGUAGAGCGCAUUUACCUUGAACACAAGAUGCAGGGGAAAAAACCUGAUUAUAGACAUUGGCAGAUUCCCCUUGGACGACGGUUCCGUGCACUGAAGUUGUGGUUUGUUCUACGCCUGUAUGGAAUUCGUGGGAUUCAGGACAUAAUCCGAAAACAUUUGCAGCUGGCCAAAUAUUUUGAAACACUUGUCAGAGCAGAUCCUCGCUUUGAGAUUCCCUGCGACCAAAGUAUGGGUGUUGUGUGUUUCCGUUUGAAGGGUCCUGAUGAGCUGACCAGAGACUUAGUCGCACAGCUUACAGCACGAAGGAACAUUUACUUGAUUGCAGCAACUGUCAAUGAACAGAUUGCAGCACGAUUUGUUGUAUGUAGUAUUGUGACAGAAGAGAAGGACAUUGUAAAAUCAUGGCAGGAAAUUUUGUAUGUUGCAAAUAAGAUACUGGACUCCAAUGCUGAUGAUAUGAGUGUUAAAAUUGUAGAAAAGGUUUAAAAUAUAUUUGAAACAUAUGUGGGUCAUGUAUUUUACAACAGACUGUAUACUAUGAAACAUGUAUAACAUUUUUAGCUUUAAUGCAACUGUGUGUUUCAUAUACUGCACCAUCACAAAAAAUAAAAUAAAAUAAAAUAAAAUAAAAAAUAACAAAUGCAUAAAAGGCCUCAUACAGAAAGUAUUGUAAGAUGUCACAUACUGUUAAUAUAUAAAUCAUUGAUGAGAAGAAUUUUUUACACAAAAUAUUUUCUUGAUUAAACACUGCUACAAUCUGUUUCUCUCUCUCUCUCUCUCUCUCUCUCUCUCUCGGAAUGGGCUAUGCUGAUUUGUUAUGACCCUAUCAAGCAUCUUCAACAAACUCCCAUUACACAUACUAUAUGACUGAUGACCUUGCUGUUUGGUCCCUUUAACCUCAAACAAAUCACAUACUAUAAGAAACUGAGGGCCACUAUAAAUUCAAACAAAAAUUAACUUACCUGCUUUUAACUUAAUAGCAUAUACAGUCCAGAAGCACUCAAUGAAUAAAGGGAUGCUGAUCACUGGCAAGACAAUGGCAGAUUUUAGGGAAUGCUAAGAAAAGGAUUACUGUGGUGAAGUUUUCAGUGAGUGCAAUACUACCUCUAAAUUUUAAAACAUUUGUUUAAUUAAUUAUUUUUACUAUUUCUCCAAAAAAUUAACUUAAUGCAGCACUAGGUAACCAUUAUGGAAACACUGGAUCACCACAGGUAAUCACAAAAAGCUCAUUCAUGAAAUAGCCAGAAUGAGUAAUGACCCACAAAUACUUUCAUAUCAUAAAUAUUGCUGAAACAUAUGAAUAUAAGUUGUGUAAAUUCCAAGAACAUGCUCAUAGCUGUCCAUUUGAAAACUGACAGCUAAGACAAUAAAAUGAAAUCAGCACUGAAUAUUUUAGAAAAGACAAGAAAGAGGCCAUGAAAGAUGACACUGUUGCUGUUAAAUGGAAUUAGAGUCUUAUACCGGACAGUUCAUGUGGAGCAAGUAUUACAAAUAACUUAAAAAUUAGCAAGAAAAAUUGUGUAAGCAGUUGCAAGGUGACAGGAAAUGUGAAUAUCAAAAAUGCAAUACAGAUGUGAUACAAUGAAAUUAAAAUUUCUCUCAUCCUCAUGUAAAACGAAGAAAAUCACAAGAUGCUCAGAGACAAGAGUUUAUAUGAGGCUGCUGAUACUGCUAAGCUAUUAAAAUGUUCUGGUCUUAUAAUGUGUAAUGUUCUUAGUUACAUGAAUAAUACAUAAUUAAUUCAGGAUAUUUUUCCAAAUAUAUGUUAUUGUAUGCUUCUAUAAAAUAAAGGGGGAGAGGUACAAAUAAGUAUCAGACAGUCUAUUUUCUGACAUCACUUUCCAAAAUCUUUGAGAGAAUAGUGUACCAGAGAAUUGACCCCCAGUUGCACCAAUAUGACAAGCUUACCCUGUCACACUUUGAGUUCCAAAAGAAACACUUUUGUGGAACAGAUGUUUGUACAUUCACUGAGAUUAUAGAAAAAUAUUAAAUGAUGAAAAAUAUUACUAAUUGUGUUCUUCUAGAAUUUGCAGAAGGUAUUUA